Ochotona curzoniae (black-lipped pika) is the source of this 5081-nucleotide messenger RNA. It is a transcript of the gene EHBP1, whose product is annotated as EH domain binding protein 1. The record is from RefSeq and is a predicted model, not a curated record. The transcript has 23 exons. Gene Ontology annotation, molecular function: protein binding. The coding region runs from base 647 to 4120 and encodes 1157 amino acids. Lineage: Eukaryota; Metazoa; Chordata; Mammalia; Lagomorpha; Ochotonidae.
AGUGUGAGAGGUGCGGCGGGGGAGGUAAUGAUGGUGGCGGAGGAGGAAGGCGGGGGAGGGGGUGCUGGGUGCUGAGCGGCGGCUCUGCCAGGGUUUGUUGGGGUGGGGGACGGUCGCGGGGCGAUCCGUCAGGGAGGGGGCGGGCGUGAGGGGCGCCGUCCGCCUGAGGGGUUGCGGACCCCAGCUCCCGCGAGCGCCGCGCCUGGCUUGGCUCUUCCAUGUGGCUCCGGCGGGGAUGGAGGACUCGGUGGCUGAGGCGGCGGCUGCUGUUGCGGCGGCGACGAAGGAGCGGCUCUGAGGAGGGAACGGGGCCAGAUUCAGCCCGACAGCGGGAUUAGAGUCCUCCACAGAUAGCCCCUGAUGUGGCAAGGUGAUGUCUUCAUGAGGGAACCUCCUCUUACUCAUCCUGUCAUGCGGACCAUACUGUUCUUGUCCGGGCCAUUCAUCUAAGAUGGGAUUUACCCUGUGAAACAGGGAGAAGAUUUAUGAACUCCAAGCAUCAUUUCAAGUUCUAGUUGAGCUAGUUGAGGUUUUUUUUUAAGGUACAGAAAGACAUAUAUGCAAAGCUCCUUUGCUUUGGACCCUCUAGUUUACUAAGCUACUGUGUUGCUAACCCAGAACUGCUCCCUUGUAUUGACCAAUCAUCAUGGCUUCAGUUUGGAAGAGACUGCAGCGUGUGGGAAAGCAUGCAUCCAAGUUCCAGUUUGUGGCCUCCUACCAGGAGCUGAUGGUUGAAUGCACAAAGAAAUGGCAGCCAGAUAAACUGGUGGUGGUUUGGACAAGAAGAAGCCGAAGGAAGUCUUCUAAGGCUCAUAGCUGGCAACCUGGAAUAAAAAAUCCAUACCGUGGUGUUGUCGUAUGGCCUGUUCCUGAAAACAUUGAAAUCACUGUAACACUUUUUAAGGAUCCUCAUGCAGAGGAAUUUGAAGACAAAGAGUGGACAUUUGUCAUAGAAAAUGAAUCCCCUUCUGGUCGAAGGAAAGCUCUUGCUACUAGCAACAUCAACAUGAAACAAUAUGCAAGUCCUAUGCCAACUCAGACUGACGUUAAGUUAAAAUUCAAGCCAUUAUCUAAAAAAGUAGUAUCUGCCACUCUCCAGUUUUCAUUAUCUUGCAUUUUCCUUCGGGAAGGAAAAGCUACGGAUGAAGACAUGCAAAGUUUGGCUAGUUUAAUGAGCAUGAAGCAGGCUGACAUUGGCAAUUUAGAUGACUUUGAAGAAGACAAUGAAGAUGAUGAAGAUAACCGUGUGAACCAAGAGGAAAAGGCUGCCAAAAUUACAGAGCUUAUCAACAAACUUAACUUUUUGGAUGAGACAGAAAAGGAAUUGGCCACUGUAAAUUCAAAUCCAUUUGAUGAGCCUGAUGGAACAUCAUUAAAUCCAUUUGGAGAUCCUGACUCUGAAGAAACAAUCACUGAAACCAUUUCACCUAGAAAGUCGGAAGAACCUUUUUAUAAUAACAGCUAUAAUCCCUUUAAAGAGGUACAAACUCCACAGUAUUUGAACCCAUUUGAUGAGCCGGAAACUUUUCUAACUACAAAGGAUUCUCCUCCCCACUCUACCAAAAGAAAAAACAUAAGACCUGUGGAUAUGAGCAAAUACCUGUAUGCUGAUAGUUGUAAACCUGAAGAAGAGUUGGAUGAGUCAAAUCCUUUUUAUGAACCUAAACCAACUCUUCCUCCAAAUAAUUUGGUAAAUCCAACUCAGGAAUUGGAUACUGAAAAAAGAGUAAAACGUAAGGCUCCACCUCCACCAGUCCUCUCACCAAAGACAGGAGGAAUAAACGAAAACACAGUUGUUUCAACUGGAAGAGAUCUCUCUACUUCUCCUAAGCCAAGUCCUAUACCAAGUCCUGUUUUAGGUCGAAAGCCAAAUGCUAGUCAGUCAUUGCUUGUAUGGUGUAAAGAAGUUACAAAAAACUACCGGGGAGUAAAAAUCACCAAUUUUACCACAUCAUGGAGAAAUGGUUUAUCCUUUUGUGCAAUAUUACAUCACUUUAGACCAGACUUAAUUGACUACAAGUCUCUGAAUCCUCAAGAUAUUAAGGAGAACAACAAAAAGGCAUAUGAUGGAUUUGCCAGCAUAGGAAUUUCCCGGUUAUUGGAACCUUCUGACAUGGUUUUAUUAGCAAUUCCUGAUAAACUGACUGUUAUGACUUACCUCUAUCAAAUAAGGGCACAUUUCAGUGGACAAGAACUGAAUGUUGUGCAGAUAGAAGAAAACAGCAGUAAAAGCACAUAUAAAGUUGGAAACUAUGAAACAGAUACAAACAGUUCUGUUGAUCAAGAAAAGUUCUAUGCAGAGCUUGGUGAUCUGAAGCGGGAACCUGAACUCCAGCAGCCUACAAGUGGAGCAGUAGACUUCUUAUCACAGGAUGACUCUGUAUUUGUAAAUGACAGUGGAGUUGGAGAAUCAGAAAGUGAACAUCAGACUCCUGAUGACCACCUAAGUCCAAGCACAGCCUCCCCUUACUAUCGCAGGACUAAAAGUGACACAGAACCCCAAAAAUCCCAGCAGAGCUCUGGAAGGACUUCAGGAUCCGAUGACCCUGGGAUAUGUUCCAUUACAGAUGCAACCCAAGCGCAGAUUUUGUCAGGCAAGAAGAGACCACUGAAAGUUGAUAUGUUAGAACUCAGUGACUUAUAUGUUAGUGAUAAGAAGAAGGAGGUGUUCACGCCCUUUGUUUGUGAGAAGACAGAUGAACAAAAGCUUCAGACUCUAGACAUCAGUAAUAAUUCAGAGCAAGAAAAAUUAGAGAACUACAGUUCCAUAGAAUGCAAAUUAGAUCCUGAAUCACCUAUCAAAAAAACAAGUUUAUCUCCAACUUCUAAACUUGGAUACUCCUACAAUAGAGAUGCAGACCUUACAAAGAAAAAACGUACUUCCCUGAGGCAGACAGAGUCUGAUCCAGAUGCCGACAGAUCCACUUCAAAUCAUGCAGACCAGUCCACAAAAACGGUCCAGCAUCGAAUGUUAUCCAGACAAGAAGAACUUAAAGAAAGAGCAAGACUCCUACUUGAGCAAGCAAGAAGAGAUGCACUUUCAAAGGCGGCGAGUAAGCAGAACACCAGCGCAGCCACACCACUCUGCAGCAGGCAGCUAAGUGAUCAAGAUGAAGAGCGACGUCGGCAGCUGAGAGAGAGAGCUCGUCAGCUAAUAGCAGAAGCUCGAUCUGGAGUGAAGAUGUCAGAACUUCCCAGCUAUGGUGAAAUGGCUGCAGAAAAGUUGAAAGAAAGGUCAAAGGCAUCUGGAGAACAAAAUAGUAAGCUGGUGGACUUGAAGAAGCUCCUAGAACCUCAGCCACAAGUUGCAAAUUCACCCUCCACUGAUGCCCAGAAAACUGUAACUGAGAGCUCAGAGCAAGACAUUAAGAAUGGCGCUGAAGAUCUCCAGACUGAACGGUUACAAAAAGCAACAGAACGUUUUAAAAAUCCUGUUGUGUUUAGCAAGGAUUCUACAGUCAGAAAAACUCAACUUCAGUCUUUCAGUCAAUAUGUUGAGAAUAGACCAGACAUGAAAAGGCAGAGAUCAAUACAGGAAGAUACAAAGAAAGGAAAUGAGGAGAAGGCGGCGAUAACUGAAACUCAGAGGAAGCCAUCAGAAGAUGAAGUGCUUAAUAAAGGGUUCAAAGACACCAGUCAGUAUGUUGUAGGAGAAUUGGCAGCACUAGAGAAUGAGCAAAAGCAAAUUGACACCCGUGCCGCGCUGGUGGAGAAGCGCCUUCGCUAUCUCAUGGACACAGGAAGGAACACAGAAGAAGAAGAAGCCAUGAUGCAGGAGUGGUUUAUGUUGGUUAAUAAGAAAAAUGCCUUAAUCAGGAGAAUGAACCAGCUUUCCCUUCUGGAAAAAGAACAUGAUUUAGAAAGACGGUAUGAGCUGCUGAACCGGGAAUUGCGGGCAAUGCUAGCCAUUGAAGACUGGCAGAAGACUGAGGCCCAGAAGCGACGCGAGCAGCUCCUGCUGGAUGAGUUGGUGGCUCUGGUGGAUAAGCGCGAUGCGCUUGUUAGGGACCUGGACGCACAGGAGAAGCAGGCCGAAGAAGAAGAUGAGCAUUUGGAGCGAACUCUGGAGCAAAACAAAGGCAAGAUGGCCAAGAAAGAGGAAAAAUGUGUUCUUCAGUAGAUGUCAGACCAGAAUGUCUCCCAACAUUAUAGAAUCUUGGAUCCCAGACCAGAAAAAGACAGACUCCUUGUUGAUCUAAAACUUUCAACUCUUUGUUUGGCUGGAUUUACUUUACUACCAUCACCCCUUUUCAACCCUCCCUUCCAGAUAAUAUAGAGAACUCCAAAAUAGCUUUGUUUAAAGAAAUUUUUUGUGUGUUGUGUGAGUCAAUCAUUUCCUUGAAAUCAUGUGAAAUAGAUUUGCACAGACAACUUGUGAGUGAUUGGCAUUGAGAGUGUUUAAGAAACUUUUUAAAAAUUCAUUUUCUUUCGUUUCUUGGUGGGAGGAAAAAUCUGAAACGUUGUUGUUGUCGUUGGUGGUAAUAGCAUAAUAACAGUGGGGGGGAGGGGGUAACAGGGAGGUAAGAAAAAUGUCAUGAUUUUUUUCCCCCGUCCUGCCAUAUGUAACACUUACUGUUACCUAAAUUUUAUAGUUAGAUCAUAUUCAAUCUACUUAUUAAACUGUGUUCUAUUUACCAGUGGGGUUGUCUGCAGUUGUUUCGCAUUCCACUGUCAGGCUCUAGAGCUCCCUUCCUCUGCUCUCCUCAGAGGAUGGCCCUUUCCGGCAGCGGAGACGAGCUCCACAGUUUGAAGGUGAGCUGUGAGGGAUGGGACUCAGUGACACGCAUCCGUUUACAAAGUCAGUUUUAUCAUCCCAGAAUGCGCCAUCUUUUUCUCUGGAUAAUUAUUUAUUAUAUAUCUUGCUUGGUUCCUACAUUUUGUUAGGUCUCAACAUUGGUCCAAGAAUGCUGUUAAUAUUUAUUCUGUAUUGAUAAAAGGUCUGUCUUGCCAUUACGAGUCAAUACCCCAUUAACAUUCUCUAGCAUAGUUCUGUCAUUUUUGUGUGAAAAUGGUUGUUUAUUUAUUACAAUUCUGAGUCAUAUAUAAAUUUUCAAUAAAAGCAAAAACUUUCUUACCUUAAA